GAGGCAAAAGGCCGAGCAUCGUACUUCAAGUCGUGUCUGUGUAGGUGGCACUCUUUCAAUUGACAUAGUAAGUGCACGCGGACGGUGCAAUCCCUCUCUCCUCCAAAUCUGCUGUCUUCCCUGCCCUUGAAAUGGAGCACGAGAAGCUGUUGUCCGUCGAGGACAUAUCCCAGCACAACACUCCCCACGAUUGCUGGGUCGUGAUCGACGGCACAGUCUGGGACUUUACGGACUUUGCUCCAGAACAUCCUGGCGCACCAGAAAUCAUCUGGAAACACGCCGGACGCGAUGCUACCAGCACGUACGCCGAAGUGCAUCCCUUCUCGCUUAUUUCCAAAACACUCGAUUCAUCGAAGUGUAAAGGGCUCCUCGACCGCACGACAGUCACUGCCGACUUCCAAAAGCCACCUCCAUCGGCAACGCCUGAGCUGCAGCUUCACGAGAAGCCCUCCUUGAGUGCAGUGAUCAAUGCCGACGACUUUGAAGAGAUUGCCGAGAGGACAGUCAGUAAGAAGACAUGGGCCUUUUACUCGUCUGCAGACACAGGCUGCUAUACGAGAGAACGCAAUAAAGAGUACUUCAGCCGCAUCUGGUUCCGUCCACGUCUGCUACGCGAUGUGAAGAAUGUGAACACUUCCACUACCAUUCUUGGUCAUGAGGCCGGCUUGCCCAUCUUCGUCGCUCCUGCUGCGAUGGUGAAGCUGAUACAUCCGGAUGGUGAGAAGGCGAUCGCGCGUGGCUGCGUGAAGGAGCGAGUGCCGCAAGCGAUUAGCACCAAUGCCAGCUUUCCCAUCGAAGAGAUUGUGCCGAGCAUAGAGGCUGGCGCGCAUGCCUUCUUCUUCCAGCUAUACGUCAACAAAGAUAGAGAAAAGAGCGAGGAGCUGUUGAAGCACGUGAAGAGCCUGGGCAUCGACACAAUCAUGGUGACCGUGGAUGCACCGAUGCCGGGGAAGCGUGAGGCAGACGAGAGGGUGAAGAUGGAUGAGAAUCUGAGCACGCCCAUGAGUGGACAAAAGGGUUCGAAUGACAGAAGAGGCGGUGGCAUUGGCCGGUUGAUGGGGGGAUACAUUGCACCUGACUUCACCUGGUCGGAAUUCGCGUGGCUGAGAAGAGUUUGGCAAGGGAAAAUUGUCGUCAAAGGUGUCCAGUGCUGGCAGGACGCGAAGAUGUGUGCUGAUGCCGGUAUGGACGGGGUGCUGCUCUCCAAUCACGGCGGCAGGAAUCUAGACACUUCUCCUCCUGCCAUUAUGACACUACUGGAAUGCCAGAUGAACUGUCCGAGCAUUUUCUCCCAGCUCGAAGUCUUGGUUGAUGGUGGUAUUCGCCGCGGGUCGGACGUGCUCAAGGCGCUGUGUCUGGGUGCCACUGCUGUCGGCUUAGGGAGACCAUUUCUUUUCGCAGCGAACUAUGGAGAUGAAGGCGUUGAGCAUUUGAUCGACAUUAUCAAGACGGAGCUGGCGACUGCCAUGGCACUUGUGGGCAUCACUGAUCUUGGACAAUGUCACUCAGGUCUCGUCAGCACGCUCGAGCUCGACCACCUCGUUUCGAGAGGCGAGGCCCAUCCGUACGCGACAGGGCGCAGAUUAGGAGGUGAGAAAGCGCGGCUGUAGCGCGGUCGCUCACUUAGUCUAUUCUCUCUCUCCGCCUGCCGCAGAGUCAGAUGUUGGUUCAAUCGGCAGAGCGCUACCACACAGCUUUGCCUUGACACUCACUUCAUCUUCGUUCACGUUUGACGACGAGCAAAGCACAGUACUGUACAGUCGACAGGAUGCACGAGAGCACAAGAAAAGAGUCAAGCACAUGUACGAAGUUCACACAACAAAUCUUCUUGAUUGACGAUUAUAUGAUCUAUGGAUCUGAUCGUCAUGCGACGAUGGUCGCCGAAUAUCUCCAUCUGGCCAUCAAUUCUGUGAUGGGUAAGUUCGCCUACUGAAAGCCUCCACCCAGCUCAACCAGUGCCAGCAACACUGGAGAGCACUGCCAAACUGUGCCGAUGACACAGGAAGUACACACUCAACCCGUGCAACUCAGCUUCUGCCAAAGACACCAUGAGCUCACUUAAUUCGUGCCCAAGACACGAGGAGCAGACUCGACCCGUGCC
Molecule: messenger RNA, 2101 nt
Organism: Cercospora beticola
Lineage: Eukaryota; Fungi; Ascomycota; Dothideomycetes; Mycosphaerellales; Mycosphaerellaceae
Molecular function (GO): oxidoreductase activity
Source: RefSeq, a predicted model, not a curated record